Messenger RNA from Perognathus longimembris pacificus (Pacific pocket mouse), 526 nucleotides. RefSeq names its product cortexin 2 (gene Ctxn2). Lineage: Eukaryota; Metazoa; Chordata; Mammalia; Rodentia; Heteromyidae. The coding region runs from base 166 to 411 and encodes 81 amino acids. The record is from RefSeq and is a predicted model, not a curated record. The transcript has 2 exons.
ACACGCCCUCUUACCCCGUAAACAGAUCCGAUCCGCGAGCACAGACACACCUGCCAACACGCGAGUCUCCGGGGCUGGAUUUCAUCUCCAUGGCAACAAGCAUGGAAGGCCAAGAGUUGGUUCCAGCAGGAAUUCUGAAGAGCCACAAUGAAGUGCCAGUGAAUAAUGAGUAGCACCUACUGUGGGAAUUCUUCAGCUAAGAUGAGUGUCAAUGAAGUCUCAGCGUUCUCGUUGACUCUGGAGCAAAAAACUGGGUUUGCCUUCGUUGGGAUUUUGUGUAUCUUCUUGGGACUUCUUAUUAUCAGAUGCUUCAAAAUUCUGCUAGACCCCUAUAGUAGCAUGCCUUCUUCGACAUGGGAAGACGAAGUGGAAGAGUUUGAUAAGGGGACAUUUGAAUAUGCACUUGCGUGAGAUUUCCAGGUUCAUACUUUUUAUGAUGAUGCCAUUGAGACACAUGGCAGAUGCACUUGUAAUUACCCUGACUGUGCAAGAGAGAGGUUCGUUUCAUUUACUGCAUUCAAUAAAC